Messenger RNA from Puntigrus tetrazona (Sumatra barb), 3791 nucleotides. It is a transcript of the gene gipr, whose product is annotated as gastric inhibitory polypeptide receptor. Lineage: Eukaryota; Metazoa; Chordata; Actinopteri; Cypriniformes; Cyprinidae. Bases 412 to 1980 code for a protein of 522 amino acids. The record is from RefSeq and is a predicted model, not a curated record. The transcript is spliced from 14 exons. Gene Ontology annotation, molecular function: G protein-coupled peptide receptor activity; peptide hormone binding; gastric inhibitory peptide receptor activity. Gene Ontology annotation, cellular component: plasma membrane. Gene Ontology annotation, biological process: adenylate cyclase-modulating G protein-coupled receptor signaling pathway; cell surface receptor signaling pathway.
UGACGCAAUUUUGGCUCCUGCCCCUUUAAAGGACAAGAACAUCCUUCUGUCUCGCACCGUUUUAUAGGUGACGCGCGUCCGCACGUCGCGUUGUGCGCGCUCACACACCGUCUGCGAGAUGGACGCGGGGAAGCGCGCCUUCAUUUCUUCUGACUUUGGACUUACAGAAUGAUUCAUUUUGCCGAGGGACCGAGCGAAACAACUUUUCUCAUUUACCGAGGAAAUUAAAUUGGCUUGCAGCACCUUUCCACGCGACCAAAGGAAUUCGCAGAACAUUUCUUGCUAUUUAAGAACAUGUAACUCUGAAAGGGUGCAGCUGGUAGCAUGUAGGUCUGGAAGAAUGGCCUACCCUGGUUCUGGUUGGACGAGGGCCCAGCUUUAGAUGUAUGGCCCCUGGUACCUGUCUCAGUGAUGAAGAGCACCCCCACCAUCUUCCUCCUCACUCUAGCUGUCCUGUGCAGAGCUGAGAGUGUGAGUGGGAAGACGGUGAAGGACACAGUGCAGGAAUGGAACAGGUAUCGGAACGAGUGCAUCAUGAAGAUAAGCUCACAACCCACCCCCUCGGGUUUGUUUUGCAAAAGCAUGUUUGAUAUGUACGCUUGUUGGACAGAUGGAGUUCCCAACACAACUGUGAAAGUGCCGUGUCCUUGGUAUCUGCCUUGGUAUGAUCAAGUGCGUAAUGGGUUUGUGUCACGGGAAUGCGGUCUAGAUGGCCAGUGGCUCACCGUUAACGACAGCCGCACAUGGAGAGACCACUCACAAUGCAAUGCGGAUGACAACCAGGAGAAACAGGAGAAUCAGAUGAUGAUCUUGGCCUAUUUUAGGGUGAUGUACACAGUUGGUUACUCUCUAUCCCUGGCCAGCCUGUCUUUAGCCCUUGUAAUACUUCUCAUAUUCAGGAAGCUCCGUUGCACACGUAAUUACAUCCACACCAAUCUGUUUGCCUCUUUCAUCCUGCGAGCCGUGUCCAUCCUCACGAGAGACGCGCUUCUCAUGAAAGACGCUCCUGAGUUCAGGGACAACAAAGAUGUUUCAAUCGUUCUAAGUGACCAGUUACUCCCACAGGUGAUGUCAGGCUGCCGUGUGGCGCAGGUCCUGAUGCAGUACUGUGUUGGGGCAAACUACUAUUGGCUACUGGUAGAAGGUCUAUAUCUUCACAACCUGCUGGUGCUGAUGGUCUUCUCUGAGAACAGCUACUUCUGUGUAUACCUCUGCAUUGGCUGGGGAACACCUGUGCUCUUUGUGGUGCCUUGGAUAGUUGUCCGUUACUUAUAUGAGAACACCAGGUGCUGGGAGAUCAACGAAAAUAUGGCAUAUUGGUGGAUCAUCCGAACGCCAAUCCUUUUGGCGAUUUUAGUGAACUUUUUCAUAUUUAUAAGGAUUAUUCAGAUCCUCGUCUCCAAAUUAAAAGCACAUCAGAUGAGAUAUACGGAUUAUAAAUUUAGGUUAGCCAAGUCCACGCUGACCCUCAUCCCGCUGUUAGGGAUUCACGAGGUGGUGUUUGCUGUGAUGACAGAGGAACAGACUGAGGGCGUGCUUCGUAAUGUCAACCUGUUCUUUGAACUCUUCUUCAAUUCCUUUCAGGGUUUUCUGGUGGCCAUAUUGUACUGCUUUGUCAAUAAAGAGGUACAGUCGGAAAUCAAAAAGAAAUGGCAGCGAUGGAAACUGGGUAUAAGCAUUUUGGAGGACCAGCGUAAUACAGGCAGUAACACACAGCAGGGAGGCGCAGGUCCUUUGUGUGAGCACGACCCAGCCUGCUCUCCAGACUGCCCUCUGGACAGUGCCAGCCAGCUGUCCUCAGACCCAACACCCACAGCCACCCAACCGGCUGUUCAGCAUCACUACCAUCCCAGAGCAAAGAAAGGCAAGGCGUACUGCUACAUCUCUGCCCGAAAGCAGGUUCUGAACGGGCUGGACGUGCCAGCGUUGCCGCAGUGCACCGGGGAAGGAGCAGUGACGUUUUCCGAGAGCUACUGUUGAGCCAUGCGGACUGGACAAACAAAGCCAGAUAGCAUGGAGCGUCUCAUUGUUUUUAACUCUCAAAAGGAUAUUACUACAUCACGUUUCUCACAUUAUGCCUGGCGACCCACUUUAUUCGUUGUUUACCACUAUACCUCAUUUUGGAAACUACAUUCAUUCUAUUAUGUGCCACUAUUUUGGAUCAAGUCAAAAAGACUAAUUUCCCACAAAGCCAUUUAUAUCUUUGAUUGCAUGAGGAUUAUCUGUUUAAAAUCCACAGGUAAGACACAAACAUCACCUAGCCUGAAAAAUCACCAAAUAGCCAGCAGUACGUUUUUGGACCCUUAAGCCACUUAUCUGCUACCAUUUAAGAAUAUGAGGUCAGUAAGGUUUGUACGAAAUUACUACUUUUUUCAGCAAGGAUACAUUACAUAGAUCAAAAAAGACUUUUACAUAGUGCAGUUUCAAAUAAAUACUUAUCUUUUGAAGGUUUUAUUUAUCAUAGCACGCUGAAAAAGCACAGUUUCUGAUAUUAAGCUACAGUUUUCAACAUAGAUAAUAAGAAAUGAGCACCAAAUUUAGGACGUUAGAAUGAUUUCUGAAGAAAAAAGUGACAUGAAGGCAAUAAUGCGGACCAUCACAAGAAUAAAUUAUUUUUUUAAAUAUAUUUGAAAAUGAAACAGGUAUUUUAAUUGUGAUAAUAUUUUACACAUUUUAUUGCUUUUGCUGUAUUUAUUAAUAAAAAAAAAAGUCAUCCUCUGUGAGCAUAAGAGACUGUUGAAUGGUAGUAUAUCAUAACUGCAGAUGCCACAUGGUUUUAUGUUUUGGUUUUAUAUUCAUUUUUUUGUGCAGUUUAAGAGGCCAAAUGCUUUUUGGCGAGACUGUAUGUACACACGGUAUAAGCACCAAUAAUUCAUUUCAUAAACAGUAAAUCGGUACUAGACUUAAGUUCCCCUGACAUUAUGUCACAUCCUCACCCUGAUUUGAUAUUGUGCCUCUGGAGGUGUUAAAUAUCUAAUAUGAAGGUUUUAUAUGGCUCUUAUGUAACCUGCUCAACCAGGACGGCGUGCUCUAGGCCUUCUCCUAAACAGCAGGAAAUUUAAUUCCUUUUUUAUGCUUCUGCAUUCCACUUGAUGGCCUAAUCCCCUUUCAUUUAGUGCCAUGACAGAGCCCAACUGUGAACUGUAUGCCUACAAUAGAGUUUAAAGAGGAUUACUAGGUAUUUUAGUUAAUAGGCAACAGUAACAACACUAUUAAACAUAGAAACAGUUUGUUUCCAAAACUUCAUGAAGGUUUAAAUCAAAGUAUGCCCUCAUUUUUGAACCACUCACUAAGGAUUGAGAUCAUUUCUUGCACUGUACGCCUUAUUUGUUACUUCACCUGGACAUUCUUUUUCUGUCAACAUGGACGGAAGUGCAGUAAUAAUAGUGAUAUUUAUAUUGUACCAGAACUUUCACUGUGAUUUAGACCAUAUGUUAUGUUGCAUCUAAACUGUAUCCUUCAAGUGAAGGUGGUUUAACGAACGUUGAUAACAAAAGCCACCUAGUGGAUGUAGCGAGAACUGCACAGAUGUGUUGCAGAGUUGUGUUCGUCUCAAGAAAUCUUUUUUUUCUCACAAUUUGUAGUGCUGAAUGGUAUUAACCGGGUGCUAAGUGUCUGUGGUCAAGCAUGAAUUUGUAAAAAAAUAUAUAUAUAUUGGUAGGAUGUGUUUUUUGCAAUGUGGUAAGGUUUGUGUAGGUCUUAUGAAGCCACUGUUGUUAAACAUACAGUACAGUUAUUUAUCACACAUCUUUCUCUUAUGAUUUGUCCAGUAGCCAUCUACAUAUUACAGA